AUGACGGAAAUGCGUCUCUUGCGGCAGCAGCUGAAGCAGCAGCAGGAACUGCUGCAGCAGCAGCAGCAGCGGGAGAUACUCGCCCGAGCCUACAGCUGGCCAAACAGAAGUAACGGCAACAGCAGCAGCAGCAGCAGUACCGGCACUCGGGGGAAGACACCGGGGCGCGCAUGGAAGCAGCAGUUGCAGCUUCAGCACGAACGGGAGGUGCUGCAGAGGCUGCAGCAGCAGCAGCUCCAGAAACAGCAGCAAAGACAGGAGGAGCAGCAGCAGCAACUCCAGCAGCAGCAGCAGCAAGCGGCUCCGCAGCUUUCCCAUACGACAAUAGGACCCGAGGCAAAUGCGGAAACUCGCUCAGCCAAUAGCAUUAGUCGGAAACAUGAGCAGAAGCAGCAGCAACAGCAGGAAAGGCAGCAGCAGCAGGAAAGGCUGCAGCAGCAGCAAGAAGACCAACUGCUACAAAAACAGGACAGUGCAACGAAUCAGCCACCUUCAUCUGCUGCGGGGGCCAAGGCGAGCCCAGAAACUGCGGCCCUUCCGCUGCAGCAGCGGCAACAGCAACAACAGCAGCAGCAACAGCAGCAACAACAACAACAGCAGGAACAGCAGCAGCAGCGAGGAACAAGUACUCACGAGCAGCUCCUGCAGAUGCACCAUCAGGAGCUGUUUGAGUUGCGCCAGCAGGAACAGAAGCACCAGCAAAUGCUUCUGGAGUUGCAGCAGCAGUUGCAGCAGCAGCAACGACAACAGCACCAGCAACAGCAGCAGAAUCUGCAACUGCAGCAGCUGCUCGAGCGCACUCAACAACUGCAGCCAGGAGAAAAAGGCAGAGCUCCUUCAACUCCAGCUAAACGGCAGCCGCUGCGCAGAUCGCUACAGCAGCAGCAACAGCAGCAACAGCAGCAACAGCAGCAACAGCAGCAGGGGCAAGAUGGGUCUCCACAAGCGCCUCAGCGUCAGCAAAGUCAAACCGUGCAGCAGCAGACUCAGACAGAAAUGACACUGUCAGCUGCUGCUGCUGGCGACGCUGCUGCUGUUCUGUAUCCUUCGAGGUCUCUCGAGUACUCCUAUGCCGCUGCUUCUGCUGCUGCUGAUGGAGUGCAUAGACGCAGCAGCCUGACCCGCUCCAGCAGAUCCUUUUCCGAGGGAGAGUGGCGCUGCCGCUCUCGCGGGGGCUCCUUUGCUGCAGCAACAGCAGCAAGUGCGCGUUUGCUACCGCAGCAGCAGCAGCAGACGGUGCUGUCACUGCAGUCCAGUGCGAGACUCAGGGAGGCAGAGGGGGCCCACACGCUAACAAUCCAAACCCAAGACUCCGCAGCAGCAGCAGCGGCAGCAGGAGCAGCAGCGGCCCCGCUAAGAAGCCUUUCUUCAGGACAGGUUGGAAGCAUCGCGUGGUCAGAAGGAGAGUGGAGGGAAACGGCAUCAGUUGGGCACCCUAUGCAGCAGUUCUUCACGUGUUCACAGCUGCAGCAGCAGCAGCAGCAGCAGCACGAGCAGCAGCAGUUGUACGCACAGCUCAGCACCGUCGCACAGAGCUUUGCGGGUGUCAACAAAAGCAGCAACAGCUGCACCAGUGGUCAUCAACAGCUUCCUCUAGCCCAUUCGGGCAGCGGCGACGCUGUCCAGUACUCUUUGUACCAGCAGCAGCAGCAGCUGCUGCAGCAGCAGCAGCAGAUGCAGCGUCGGCAGACGAUACAACAAGCGAUGUCUGGUGCUUCACCGGAUGCAGGCGCUAGCACUCCCCUGCUGCUGCAGCUUCGGAAGCUACACGGCGGCUCCAGAAUAAAUUUGGACAGGCAGCAGCAGCAGCAGCAACAGCAGCCGCAGCAGCCUUUGCAGGGGGAAAUUGACUGGGUUGCUACACCGGCAGGAGGGGGGCUUAGAGAACUGCAGGAGCAGCGUGUCGCUGCUUUGUUGCAGCAGCAGUUGCAGCAGCAACACCAGCAUCAACAGCAGCAACGGCAGCAGCAACAGGGGGGACAGGGCACACGCAACAGCAUGACGCAGCAGCAGCGAGGCAGUCCGAGCUGGGGCGAGGCAGCAGCAGCUAGGAUGAGACGAGCUGAAGAACGUAGUCCCAGGAGCCCCUCCACCCAGCAGCAGCAGCAGCAGAAACCGCAGCAGCAGCAGCUGGUGCAGCAUCAGCUGUUAAAAAAAGGGCGCGAGACGCCGCUGCUGCCUGCGAGCCACAGGCAGCUAACCCGUCCGUGCAGCGACACUGCGUUGCCCCCGCAGCGACAGCAGCAACAGCAGCUGCAACAGCAGCACAGGCAUUCCUCAGCCAACUUCUCAGGCUUCCGUCCUGCUUCCGUUCGGAAGCAAAAGCCAAGCAGGAGCCCACUUCCUGCUCCAAGUGCUGCUAUUGCUGCUGCUGCUGCUGCCGGCGGUCGGCCCAUUUCAGCUGAAAGUCCUGUUCGUGCAGCAGGCGCUGUCGCUGAGCGUUCGCCAGCAGCAGCAGCAGCACACAGGAACUCGCGCCUGUCGCUCCAGGGGAGCAGGCCUUUUGAGCAGCAGCAGAAGGAGCGGGAGCAGCAGCAGCAGCAACAACAGCAGCAGCUUUACGCGGAGCCACCGGGACAGCCUCUAAAUCACGUUAUAAGGCCGAGCAACAAACAAGUGACACAGGGAGGGCAGCAGACACUCCGCAGUGCGGCUUCCACAGCAGCCGCACCAACGACAGCAGCAGCAGCAGCAGCUCUGCAGCAACGAGAGACGCCGCAGCAUAGCAGGAUAGCAAGACCCAGGCACCUUCCUUCCCCGAGGUACGAACAGCAGCAGCAGCGGCAGCAGCAGCAGCUGCAGCUGCAGCCUGCACACGUAGUUGCGCAGCUGCAGCCCAAAGUCCUACGCGGCGCCUCUGGCUCUUUUCAAAGUCUUCGCUCGCCACCUGUGUGGAGAGGCGACGUUCAGGCGCAGCAGCCGCUGCAGCAGCAGCAGCUGCUGCUGCUGCAGUGGCGACAGCAACAGCAACAAACAAUAGCCAGGCCAGAAACAUCACUGAUAGCUUCAGGGAGGGGCCAGAAAGUGCAGCAGCAGCUGCCGCUGAAGCAGCAGAUGCCGCUGCGGCAACAGCUGCUGCUGGAGCAACCGCAGCGAGGUUCAGGCACACCGCAUAAUCCAUAUUUGCAAACAUCGAGAACUUCUUCUGCUGUGCAGCAGCAGCAGCAGCAACAACACUUGCACGUCAUACCGCGAAGGACCCAUCCAGGGCCUGAGCUGCAACAAGCUCAGCAGCAGCAGCAGCAGCGCAGUCUGAGAAUAAGAGCAGCAGCAGCAGCUGCUGCUGCUGCCGCUGCAGCAAGACUCAUGCGACGCUCCUCAGUGGAGGCUAGGCACCCCACAGGUGCAGGUGCAACAGAAUCCGCAGCAUCGCCGCCGCAGCAGCUGCAGCGUAACAGAGCGGAAGGAAGAGAAGCUGCUGCAGAUCUGGGAAGGGGGAGCGCAGCGUUUCAAACGGUGCCACCAGCAGCAGCUGUAGCAGCAGCACCAGCAGCUGCCGCUACUGCAGCCGCAGCAACAACAGCAGUAACAGCAGCUGGCGCGACUGCAACCGCAGCAGCAGCCGCAGUAGCAGCAGCUGCCGCAACUGCAAGUGCUGCAGCUGCAGCAACAGCGACAGCAUCCCUACACAGCGAGGCCCAUGGGGGCAAACGUGUCAUCGGAGGAGAAACAACUGCAAGCGUCGCUGCUGCUGCUGUCAGCAGAUCUCCCGCAGCAGCAGCAGCAGCAGCAGUGGCGUUGCGUAGCCGUGUCUCUGCUGCAGCACUUUGCAAAGGAGGCUCCCUGCAGUUGGUAUGUCUUGCUGCUGCGGCACAUGUUGCCUUCAGUGCUGCUCGGGCUGCUGCAGCUGCUGCUAUUGCUGCUGCUCAUUCUGCUGCUGCUGCACCGGGGCUCCUGGCCGCCGCUUUUGUGGGGUGCUGCAGGGCGGACGUGAGGUGUACAGACAGCCUGUGGCAAAAGGGAUGGCAACUUGUGGAUGAGGCCUCUCUGCUGCUAGACGAUUUUCUGGGGGCACUGCAGCAGCAGCAACGGAAACAGCAGCAGAAGCAGCAGCACGUCGCCCCUCCGACGCGCGCAGUCGGUGCUCUCCCAGAGAGGGCUCCCCGUAGCUCUUCUUCAGAUGCUGCGGAUGCUUCAGAGCAAGCAGCAGCUGCAGCAGCUGCUGCAGCUGCAGCAGCGGACGCCGCAGCAGCAGCUUUUGAGAACUGGCAGGUUGACACCUUGCUGCUGGUGCAGCAACUAGCGCUGCUGCCGGAUGGUUCUCCCCUUCGAGCUUUGCUGCAGCAGCUGCUGCAAGGCGCGCGUCGCAUGCGUUGCGCCGUGGCCACGGCACCUGCAGCAGCAGCAGCAGCAUCUAUUGCUGCUGCUGCUGCGGGACCAGCAACAGAUGCAUCCGACGCACCAGAGGAAGGAACCCGUGCAGAGGAGGCUCGGCAGCAGCAGCAGCAGCAGCAGCGGCAUGCGUUGCUGCGGCUGUAUGUGCAGCAGCUCGCACUCAUCAGAGCGCUGACUGCUUUGGUGCUGCAGCUUGGCUGGAGCGUGUUCAUGCACGAGGAGCAGCAGCAGCAGCAGCAACAGCAGCAGCAGCUGCUUACACGAAAGGAGAGGCGGCAGCAAGCGAAGAUGCAUGCGCUUUCAGUGGCCUGGAGAGAAAGAUGGAUCAGCCAAGACUUCCUGAUGGAGUUGUUGCUCUUCUGCCGCCACCUGCAGCAGCAGCAGUUGUGUUUGCUGCAGCAGGAGGAGGAGCAGCAGCAGGAGCUGCAGCAGGAGAGAAAGUGGCAAGAAGGGAACCUCGCCAGCUGCACUGCUGCACACUCGCAGUGCAGCGCUUCAGCGGCAGCAGAAGCAGCAGCGGCCACAACAGCAACCGCAGCAGCAGCAGCUGUUGAUGUCCCCCGAUCUUUGCUGUACACUGGCGCUCCCCUCGCAAGUAUAUGCUCGUCUCCUCUGUGGGCAUCAACACGGGCGAGCAGCAGCAGCAGCAGCAGCAGCAGCAGCGGUAGCAGCAGCAGCAGCAGCGACCUUGCACGUCCUCUUUUUCACGGCGGCGCCACAGUAAAUAUGCGCGUAUCGGGAGCAGCAACGACAGCAGCAGCAGCACCCACAGCAACAGCAGCAGCGGCAGCUCCCACAGCAGCAGCAGCAGCAGCAGCAGCGCCAGCAGAAGCGCCAAACAACGAUGAGCGGUUUGGUCUGCAAAGCAAAGGAGGCCCCACGGCAGCAAGCCAGCUAUUACGUUCAGCAGCAGCAGCACCUGCUGCUGCUGCUGCUACUGCUGCUGCUGCUGCUGGUUCUGCUUCUGCGGAAACUGCUGCUGCUAACGGCCUCUCGGCGCCUCCCCGUGACCUGCUGGCUGCUGCUGAUGCUGAAGUUGUCUGUGCACUGCUCCAGCUGUGGUGCUGCUGCCUGGGCGAAAAGCAGCACUGUCCCAUCUCUCUGCUGCUGCGGGCUGUCUCUGCAUGCAGCAGCAGAAGCAGUGUGGGUUUGCUGCUUGACUUAACGCAGCACCCUACCGCCAGCUGCAGACACAAGGCUCUGCUGUUGCUGCAGCUGCUGCUGCUGCAUUCGUCUGCCCCCCUCAGACGCCAAAUUUCCGCUGUUGCCAUUCGCGUUGGUAUGGUGUUGCCGCUGCUGCUGCGGCUGUUGCUGCUGCUGCAGCCGCCUGCGGAGCAGCAGCAGACUGCGAGCCAGCCCAAAGUCGAGCGCAGCUCAGCACUGCAGCAGCAGCAGCUACAGCGACUACAGCAUCAACUUCGGCAGGAGCAGCAGCAAGCUCUGCGGAAGGGAAGCGAGGCAUCAGGAGAGCCCAGUAACUUUGUUGCUGCUUGUGACUGCUUUGCUACUGUUUACGCUGUUGCUGGCGACAGUACUUUGCUUUCAGUGAGCAGGGAUCAGCGUCAGCAGCAGCAGCAGCAGCAGCAGCAAGCAGAAGGGGCGCUGCUGUUGAGCGUUCUGGCGCUGCUUUGUGGGGGAGUGGAGCCCGCAGACAACAGAAGCGAGGGAAGCACCUACAAUAGUUACAGCAGCAGCAGCAGCAGCAACGACAGUGAUGAGCGAGACUUGCUACUGCUGCUUCAAGUGCUCCCUCCUCCUGCCCUGCUGCAGCUGCAGCACGCCUCUACUGCAGCGUCGUGGCGCUUCCGCAACAGCAGCAGCAGCAACGACGGCGCUGUCUGCCCGAUUGUAAGGAGGCAGCUGUCUACAUCCUCAGCAGCAAAAGGAGAUACAACGCUGGGAUGGGAGUGCAGCAGCAGCAGCAAAGGCGAGAAGCUGCUGUCGCCCUGCAGCAGCUGGGAGCCUCCCCUGAAGUGGCGACUCUUUGCCUCUGCGCUGCAGCAAGCCCUUUGGCAGCCGCAGCAGCAGGACUGCAGCGACAGCAGCAAAUACACCGCGGCUUUGUUGCUGCUGCUGCAGCAGCAGUGGGAGGAUCUGCUGCUCUUUCGAGGCCUUUGCGGCGGGCUAUACGCGGAGCUGCAGCAGGAGGACUGGGGUUCUUUGCUGCUGCUGCACGUGCAGCAGCAGCAGAAGCCAGAACUACAGCAACAGCAGCAACAGGUUCCACAGUACCAGAUCUUCCUGAGGAUGCCUCGAGGACUCGGUGACGAGCAGCAGCGGCAGCAGCAGCAGGGGUGGGUUGGCUGCAGAGCGCUCUUGCGACCUGCUGAGCUCUUGCAGCUUGUGCGUCGCCUGUCGCUGCUGCAGCGCAUGCAAAGAAGACGCCGCGCAGCUUCUGCUGCUGCCUUAGCCGGCAGCAGGAGCAGCAGCAGCAGCGCCGCCGAUGCCUGGGAGUGGGAGCUGCUUGACCUGCAUCCUGUGCGCAAGCACGGAGGCAGCAGCACUGGCUGCAGCCAUGGCAGCAGCAGCAGCAGGAGCAAGGGGAGCAGCAGCUUGGCCAGCUUCGAACUAGUGAGCGAAGAGCCAGCUACAGCAGCAAGGCAGGCUGAUCCGGCUGCUGCAGUUGCUGCGGCAGCUGCAGCUGCUGCAGCUGCUCGCCUUGCAGAAGGAGCAGCUUGCUCUGUUUUGCAGCGCGGUGGAGAGGAACUGCUGCUUCUGCAGCACGCUGCAGCAGCAACAAUUGUUACGGACCCUCCGGCGAUGUGCAGAGCUGUCAUGCAGCAGGUGCUGCUGCACUCUGCAGCCCCGGCUGCUGCUCCCUUGCCGCUGCUGCUGCUGCUGUGGCAGCGGCUGCUGCAGUGCUACCCCCAAGCGCUGCAGCUGGCCAACAACAUGAGCAGCCACGACGCCCAUUUGCUGCGCGACUGGUUUUCUGUGUCACCCCCAGCGGCGCCGGCAGCAGCAGCAGCAGCAGGAGCAGCAGCAGCAGGAGCAGCAGCACCACAAGGGGUCUACUUAGAAGGAAUUGAGAUUGCAGUGGCUCUGCUGCAACAGGGCGGCGGGCUGCUACCAGCGGCUCGCUGCCUUGCCCUGAAUGUGUUGCUGCUGCUGCUUGCUGCAGGCAGGCAGCAGCAGCGGCUGCAACGGCAACGCCUUGUGCAGCUGCUGCUACAGUGCGGUGGACAUUCUGUGCUGCUGCUGCUGCUGCGCGCAUUCGUGUCACAGGAGCUGCUGCAGCUCCACUCCAAGGUCUGCGAGCAGCAUGAGCAACGCGGCGCAGCCCUUAGCAACGACAGCAGCAGGAAUCGGCGCACGAGUGCCUUUCUGGCGACGGAGGCUUUGUUGUUGCCGCCUGUUUGGAAGGCAGCAGCGGAGCCAGCAGCCGCAAAGGCAACAGCAGCAGCAGCAGCAGCAGCUGCUGCUGCUGCUGCAGCAAGAACUGACGUGCGCGCGAAUAUUGGCAGCACUGACUGCGACAAUCUGGCGGCUCCCAGUCAAGCAGCAACACGGCGGGACUGCGGCGCCAGUCACUGCAGCAGCAGAUGCAGCAGCAGAGCGAGCAGCAGCAAAAAGAGGACCAGCAAGGGCAGCAGCGGCAACGGAAGCACGCGGGACAGCAGCAGUAGCAGAGCGAAGAGGAAGACUCUUCGACGCUCAGCUGUGCACAGAACGAGGCUCUCGCCCUUGAGAGCACAGCCGCAGCAGCAGCAGCAGCAGCUAGAGCAACAGCAAGAGCAGCAAGAAACCUUAUUGCUGCCGUCCCUUCUAAGUACUAAGGUUUCUGAAAAAUACUCAGACUGUUUGACCUGCAGCCGAGGCAGUAGACGCGGCCACAGCGUGUGCAGCAGCAGUAGCAACACCAGCAGCAGCAGUGGCACAGGAAAGCGCAGCAAGCGCAGCAACGGCAGAAGAGAUCCGCACGUGCUUCAUGGCAUGAAGAGCGUUGAAGCAACGGCGGCAGCAGCAGCGGCAACAGCAACAGCAGCAGCAUCUCGGUGCGGCCGGCCAAUCGCGAAGAAGCAACACUUAGCGCAGCAGCAGCAGCAGCAGCAAACAGGCUGCACCUUGCUACAGCGGCAGUGGCUGCAGCGCGGAGCGGGUGCUGGGUCCCUGGAUGGUGCAGAGCCGCUUCAGCAGCACCAUCAUGAAGAGCACCAGCAGCAACAGCAGGAGCAGCAGGGGCAGCAGCAGCAGCAGCAGCAGCAGAAGCAGCAGCAGCCGCAGCAGCAGCCAUUGCUGCUGCUACCUCCUGAAGCAAAAUUUGCCGUUGCAAGGAUCUCUCCAGCAGAAGCAUCUGUCUCAUUGCGGGUGCUAUUUCUGGGGUGUACGUACAGCUCAGCGCUUACUCGCCACCUGUGCUGCAGCCGCUGCACACUGCAGCAGCUGCUGCUGCUGUUACUGUUGCCGCAGCAGCAUGAGCGGCUGGCAGUCGGAGCAUCGAAGUUACUGCUGCUGCUGCUGCGCCGAUACCCAGCUGUCUCUCUUUUGCUUCUACAAGAGGCAGCCCUGCCAAUCUGCUGCGCUGCUGCUUCCAGACUAGAUUUGGGCGCUGCGAGCAGCAGCAGCAGAAACUGCAGCCUAAAGGAGAGCAGCAGCAAGCAGGUGUCGUGGCCAACGAGCUGCAGCGUAUCUUCGGGGCUUGCUACUCGGGUGGCUGCAUGCAGAGUGCUGCGAGGCGUUGCUGCUGCCCUCAACGCUAUAAAGGUGAGGCCCAGCAGCAGCAGCUGCUGCUGCAACGGCAGCUGCAGGGAAGAGAAGGAGGGCGACGCCUGCUGCUGCUGCUGUUGCUGCGGCGGGUCGGCCUUAGGCACACAUUUCCUAUGCCGGCUCCUGCCGAGUCCCCUUGUCCGUUUGCUGCACUGCGAGGCUUCGCUGGCGCUGACUGCUGCAGCAGCACCAGACGCAGCAACAGCAGCAGGAACACCUGUAAAACCAGAAGCAGCAGCAGCAGCAGCAACUCGGCGUGCGCAGCGCGGGCCUGUAGCACUGGCGGAUCUGUUCGCCUUCUGUGCUGCGGGGGGCAGUGUUGAGACACCCCAGCUCAUUUGGAACAGCACCCUUCAGCAACAGCUGCUACAGCAGCUCUGCGAGCCCAUCAGCAACUUGCUGCAGCGGGAAAGCAGCAGCAGCAGCAGCGAGGAGGCGCACGGAGAGCUCAGCUUUGCAGCAGCGCUGGGGGUGUCUCGAGAGCAGACGCACCACAUUGCAGUAGGGGCAUCUACGACCAGCGCUGCUGCAAUGCCUGCUGCAGCAGCAGCAGCAGCAGCAGCUGCUGCUGCUGCUGCUGCGAAAGUGGCUGGCAUGCAGCGCUGUGCUCUAGUGCAUGUGCAGCAGCCGCAGCUGUCGCUGAUGUUGGUGGCUGGGACACUUUUUGUGGCUGUCACGCUACGCAGGGCUGAGGACCUGUGGGGCCGUCUGCUGCAGCAACUGAAGGAGCACCAGCAGCAGCAGCAGCAGCAACAGCAGGAGCUUGAGAAAUCUCGUCGGACCUGGGGCUCUCUCUGCCCCUACCACAACAUAGAAAAACAGCAGAUGCAGCAACUGCAGCAGCAGCACAUACAGCAGCAGCAGCUCUUGAGUGAUGCCCAGCAGCAAGUGCUCCAGCAAGCCAGCGACGGCGUUGCAGAUGUUUUUCAAGAGGCAGCAGCAGAGGCAGAGACAGCAGCAUUUGCGCAAGCAGACACAGCAGCAGCAGCACAAAUGGACACGGCAGCAGCAGCAGCAAAAGCAACAGCAGCAGCAAUAGCUUCAACGUAUGAAGCUUCGCUGCACUUGUGGUGUCACUCGGCUCUGCAGCAGCAAGACGAAGUGCUCCUUGAGCUGGCGCUGCUACCGCUGCGACGCCAACGGCCGCCCCAGCUGCCGCACAAAUGUUGGCGCGUACCGCUGCAGCAGCAGCCGCAGAAGCAGGAGCAGGAGCAACAGCAGCAGCCGCGCCCCGUAGUGCUGCUGCUGCAGCUGCUGCGUUGCUUCCGCGUGCAAUUUGAAAGAAUGAUGCAGCAGCCAGGAACAAACAGCAGCAGCAGCAGCAGCAGCAGCGGACACAGCAAAGCCAUUUGCUGCUCAAGGCGGCUAUGCAGCGAUCUGGAUUUAAUGCAUGUGCUACGCCUUCAGCAGCUGCUUUUGCUGCUGCUUCCGAACAUCUUCGCGCGGUGCAGCUACAGCAGCAGCCCCUUGAGGAAAGCAGCGGGAACGGCAGCAGCGCCAGAAGCCGGAGAGGCGGAUUGCUGCUGCGGAGUCUGCUGCUUGCAGCAGCAGCUGCUGCAGCAAAUCAAGUCUGUCCUCCGUAGCCGUUGGCUGCUGCCGGCCGCGCUGCUGCUGCAAUCAGUGCAGCUACUACAAGUGCUGCUGCUUCUAGGUCUGGCACAGGCAGCAGCAGCAACCUCACGCCCACUACUGCUGCAGCGGAUCCUCUGGUCAGGCGUCAUAGAGCUGCUCCUGUUGCUGCUGCAGGAGCUUCAGUACAGCGCCCAACAACAGCAGCAGUCCGCGCAGCAGCAGGCGCAGCAGCAUCAGAGCGAAAAGUAUUGGCUGCUGGAGCAGCUGCGGCAGCAUCUGCAGCAAGCAGCCGCUGCGAGCACUCCUAGGAGCAGCAACAGAAGCACGAGCAGCAGAGCUAGCUCGGGGACGAGCAGGCCCAGCAGCAGGAGCAGCAACUGCAGCAGAAGCAGCAACUGCAGCAAGAGCUGCAGCAGGAGGAGCGGCCUAGCGACAAAGAGCAGUGCAGCAACUGCCGACAGCAGCAGCUCCCCCGCAACUGGCUCUGCUGCAGACGAGGCCCACGGCCAGCAGCCGCAGGGACAAAAUAAGCAGCAGCAGGAGAAGCAGCGAGCCAGCUCCAGCAGCAGGCAGAUAAGUAGUUUGCUGCAUGAUGAUUCCUCCGAGCAGCUCACGGUGCUGUCGUUGUCGGCAUUUGCUGCCUCAUUUCCACGCAACGCAGCAACGCGUGGACAACAGCAGCAGCAGCAGCAGCAGCAGGAGACACACUUGCGUCGGACAGCUUUGGAAAUAGUCCAUUGCCUUGUUGCUAAUGCUGCGCUUGCCCGACAUGCUGCUGUGGCUGCCACCCCGACGUGGGCGAGCAGCAGCAGCAGCUGCUGCUGCAGCAGCGGCAGCAACGAAGGCAGCAGCAACUCGAGGCUCGCGGAGGCGCCUGCGGGCUUCAGCGACGCCGCGACGUCGCCCAGCAAAGGCAGCAGCAGCAGCAGCAGCGGCAACGGGAGUAGUAACGGCCUCGCCAGCUAUGGGAAAACCUGCACUACUGAGCUGCAGCAGCGGCGCCAGCUGCAGCAAAGGUGGCGGUGUUUGCGUCUUUUGUGCUGCUACACGCUAACUGAGGGCCUGUUGCUCCUGCUGGCAGAGGUGCACACGAGCAGCGGCAGCAGCAGCAGCAGCAGCAACGGCACUGUUUAUUGCUGCAGCAACUGCAUCGAGCUGCUGCUGCGCUGCUUGCUGCUGCUCUGCUCCGAGAAGUCUUCGCAGCUGCGACUGCUGCGCCAUGGGGUCCCUCUUCUGGUGCUGCAGUUGCUGCUGCUGCGCGGAGAUACAACUCCGCAGAAGCAGCAGCAGCAACAGCAUCAGACAGGCGAGCAACAGCAAGGGUCGCGUUGUGCCAAUGGCCCUCGCCUGGCAGCAACGGCAGCAGCAACAGCAGCAAUAGCAGAAGCAGCAAAACCAGCAGCAGCAGCAGCAGCAGCGGUGCAGCGCCUAGAGGUUCGCUUGCUGCUGGCGGAGGUCCUUGCUGCUUUCGUUGGCGUGGCACCCCGGUGCAGCAACUUUGCUGCAGUGGCUCUUGACUGUUGCUUCUCUGCUGCUGUGCCUGCUGCUACUACAGCAGUGGCGGGAACAACAGCAGGAACAGCAGCAGCUGCUGCUGCUGCUGUUGCUGCUGCUGCUCCUGCUGCUGACGCUGAGGUAGCUGUUGAGAAGACAGACAACAGACGCCACUGGAUUUGGCUGAGAGGAAACUCGCUUGAGUGGAAUCGCCCGAACAAGCAGGCAGUGAAGGCCCUUGCGCAGCUGCUGACGCCCGCAUUGCUGCUGCAGCUGCUGCCGCAGCAAAGACACUGUUGCGCCUGCGGCUGCCUUAGGCUGCUGCAGCUGUCUCUUCUGGAUGGCAGCAGCAGCAAGGGCGCUGCGGCCGCUGGACCCGCAACAGCAGCAGCGGCAGCAGCAGGCUGGACUCCUUCAGCUGCCUGCACAACUCAGCAGCUCUGCCGCUUUGUGCAUUUGCUGCUGGGGUGUUCUGACACCGCAGAAUGCGUCUGGGGCCCAUCGGCUCGCGAAGCAGUGCAUGCGGAGACAGCGCGCCAGCUGCUUCUCAGCCUGGCUGGCAUCGACAUGAGCCGCCCUGCAGCAGCACAGAUACCCAGUAGCAGCAGCAGCAGCAGCAGCAGCAGCGUAGACUGCAGCAGGAUUUUGCUGCCUGUGUGGCGCCUGGAGAGUUUUCUCGCUGCCGAGGGUUUUCACUAUCAGCACCCUUCUUUGCGCACCAACGAGUUCGUUGGCGGCCUGUACCUGAGGCCUUUAAGUGUGCAAAUGUGCAGACAGCAGCAGUCGCCUGCUGUCUCGCUGCUUGCAAGUCUCAAAGAAGGAUGCAGCGGCAGCAGCGGCAGCAGCAGAGGCAGCAAGGCAGGGUUCUGGGGCAGCAGCAGUUUCGCGCUGCGGCAGGUUGCUGCUACGCCUGCUGUCUUCGCAGCAACGCUGAAAGCUUUGGUUGACUCGGUGACCGCAGCUGCUGCUGCGCCUUAUGCAGCUGCUACGCCUUCUGCUGCUGCUACGCUUUCUGCUGCUGCUACGCCUUCUGCUGCUGCUGACCAGCAGCAGCACGGAGAAGAGAGCUCACCAGCAGCGUCAGCUGCAGCCACAAAUGCAGCAGCAGCAACAACAGCUGUUGCAGACAAUCCCUUGUACCAGCGCGUCGUUGGCGUUGUUGCCGUGCUGCAGCAGCGCCUCGCGCUGCUGGGCUCCCACUGCAACAGAUGGCAGCAGCAGCGGCAGCAGCAGCAGCAGAGGCAGCACGAGGCGGCGCAGCUGCAAAUUUGGGGCAGCGGCAAACAACAACGUACGGUUUUGUUGAUGCCACUGCUUCAGCUGCUGCUGCAGCAACUGCAGCAGCAACCGUCGCCUCUUCUGUGCGAGGCUGUUGUUGCUGCGCUGCGGGCUGGCGUGGAGCUGUGCAAGACCAGCCCACUCGAGGACCGGGAGCUGGGCGCCGCGGCGUUUCUGAAGGCGUUGGCCCUCGCUGCCAGCAUCGCCGUGCGGAGUAUUAUGGCGAAUGGCCUGCUGCAGCAGACUGUUAGAGGGAAUGCAUGGCAGCAGCAGAAACAGGAAAAGUGUUCAGCAGAAGCAGCAGCAGGCUGCACCUGCGAGAUGUUCCCGGCUUCCUCGCGCUGUUGCUUGCUGCUGCUGCUGCCACUGCUGUGGGACUUGCUGCAGCCUGAAGCAGCAGCCGCGGCAGCAGCAGCAGAGGGCGGCGCAACAGAAGCAGCAGCAGUUGCUGCCAUGCUGGAGUACACGGUCAGCAGCACCGGCAUUGGCAUGGUGCUGCUGCUGCACCUCAUCAGGCACGCAGGCCAGCAGCAGCAGCAACAGCAACAGUGCUGCACUGCUGCUGCUGAAGCAUAUGCUAUAAGCUUUUACUCGACGCAACUCCUCGCGACAUUGCUGCGAAGCACGCAGCAGCAGCAGCAGCCGCAGAAGCAGAUUGUGGCAGCGCAGCAGAGCCCGCUCCCUACAGAGGAAGCAUCCACUUUGCUGCUACUCUUGUGGGUCGGCGGUGGCUUAUUUGCUGCAGCAUCAAUUGCAGCAGCUGCAGCAGCAGGUGCAGCAGCCGCAGCAACAGCAGGUUCUAAGCUGCAGGCAGCACCUUCUGGGGGACGCGCAUGCCUGCGGCUGCUGCAGCAACUGUGGCUUCAGCAGCAGACACAAAACAGCUGCCCCAGCGCCUUCAACAAUGCGCAGCAACAGCAGCUGCAGCAGCUGCAACGAGUGCUGCUGCUGCAGCUCCAGCUGCUGCAGGCCGCAGGCGCAGCAGCAGCUGCUGUUGCAGGGCCUGCUGCUGAACUCUCGGCUGCCCGCGAGGCGCUGCAGCUCAUGUGCGCAGAAGGAAAACAGCAGCAACUGGAGGUUCUCACAGCAGCGCUGCAGUGGCAGCAGCAGCUGCUGCUGCAGGAUCUGCAGCAGUGGCGUCGUGCUACAAGGCAAUCAGCAGCGCGGCAGCAGUUGCUGCACCACUGCCGCACAAGCUUGACGAGCCUGACGCGUUGCUGCAGCAGCGGCAGCAGCAGCAGCGGCAACUGGAGCUGCAGCAGCAUGUAUGCACCUGUUGAAGGACCGGAGGAGGCCUGUGGAGAGCAGCGGCAGCAGCGGCUGCUGCUGCGGCAGCAGCCCCCCGCAGCAGGGACAGCAGCAGCUUGGCUGCUGCUGCGGACGCGUGAAGUGCUGCUGGCAGACCAGCAGCUUCCUCUCCUGCUGCCAGCGAAGCCGCAUCUGUUGCUGCUGCGUCUCUAUAUGCAGAAAUCAGGCCGGAGCGUGGAAAGAGACAUAGAGGUGCUCUUGCAACUGCUGCACACCAUACGCCAGCAAAUGCAGCUGCAGCUGCAGCGACUGCAGCAGCAGCAGCAGCAGCAGAGCGACGACUCCCCAACCGUGGCAGAUGCGGCUGCAAUUUACUGCAGCGGCGCAGCUGCUGCAGCGGAAGCACUUGACCAUUUGCGCUGUGGUGGCUUUUCUGUGAGCUCUUUGGCUGCUGCUGCAGCAGAAGCAGCAGAUGCGAUAGAAGCAGCAGCAGCUGCUUCUGAUGCUGGAGCAGCUGCUGCAGAAGCAGCCGCAGAGGUGGGAAGGCUUCUCCCGGGCACUGCUUCUUCCUCUGGAGCAAUCAGUGCACCUGACUUAAUCAGUCCACAGCAGCAGCAGCAGCUGCUGCAGCAGCAAUUGCAGCAACAGGGUGAAGUGCAGCUAGACUUAGCGCGCUCGGCGUGGCGCCGCAGGAAGCUUUCCGAUUCGCUGGCUCUGAGCAGCAGCUGCAGCAAGAACAUGAAGCGCACUGCAAGCAAAAGUAGCAACAGCAGCAGCAGCAGCAGCAGAAAGCGUCGGCUCAGCAGCAGCAGCAGCAGAAAGCGUCGGCUGAGCAGCAGGAGAGGCUCAAAACACCUUAACGGUAGUGAUGGCGAAGGAGAAGCAGAGGCUGCUGCUGCUGCUGCUGCUGCUGCUGCACAGCACUGGAACGUCCCCGGCACUGUCCAAGCUUUGCUGUACGCUUUCGCCCCACGCAGCAGCAGAAACUCUCCGGACCGUCAACAGCAGCAGCAGCUGCUGCUGUUGCAGCAGCAAAACAAGCAUUGGCGGUCUGUUGCUGUGUACAAGGAGGUGCUGCACUGCAUGUGGCAGGGAAUUGCGCUGCUGCUGCUGCAGCAAGAUAGCCCGUGGGGGCUGCUGAAGUCGCGCAGCAGCAACAGCAGCAGCAGCAGCAGUAGCGGGAUUUGCUGGUGCUGUGGAGAGACACAGGAGCGCUGCUGCUGCCAAGACACUGGAGCAGCACACAACGUCCCCCCUUGUCUUCCUCUCUCCCCUGUUGGUGCUGCACCUGCUGCUGCUGCUACUGCUGCUGCUACUUCAGCGCCUGCUGCUGCUGCUGCCUCUUGUGUUUCUGACGGAGCAGCAGAAAUGACUGAAAGAGCAGCAGCAAGCGUAUCCGGAAGGGGCGGUGUAGAGACGCUGCAAAGGGCCACUGCAGAAGCAGCCGAAGCAGCAGCAGCAGCAGCAGGAAUGCUGUGGCAGCAGCUGCUUCUGCAGCUGCACUUCGCUGCGCUGCUGCGAGAAGAGACUUUGAAGUUGCUGCUUCUGCUGCUAGACACAGCAGCGGCAGCAAGCAUUCUCACGCUGUUGCAGCAGCCUCCAAAAGCUGCUAUGACUCUGCGGCAGCAGCAGCAGCAACAUGUCUUGCUGGUUGCCCCGCUGCUGCAGUUGCUGCAGGAAGAAUCCACAAGGGUUUUAAGGCCACUUUGCCGAGCUGGAGCCUGCUGCAGCAGCAGCAGCAGCACGAAGCUUCCAACUCUCUGGCUCUCAGCUCUGCGUUCCGUGUUUGUGCUGCUGUGUCUGCUGCACAGCAGCGGCACCUGCGGCCGCAGCAGCAGCAACAAAUACCUGUAUGGGAGGAUCGCUGCAGCAGCACUUGACUUGUGCCGGCUUGAAGGCGACGCUGCAGCGACGGAAGAGCGGCCGCAGAGCGCAGCAGCAGCAGCUGCUGCUGCUGCAGCAGUUGCUGCUGUUGCUGCUGCUGAAGCGGCUGAAGAAACGGAGGAGGAGACGCCUCAGGAAGGCAGUGCUGCUGGCACUGCUGCUGCUGUUGGCGCUGCUGCAAGAGGCGCUGGGGAGAAGCUGCAGCAGGCGGGAGUGCUGCUGCCUUUGGUGCUUCUGGCCGCUGGCGCAAGCAGCAGCAGCAGCAGCACAGACAGGAACAGUACAUGCAGCAGCAGCCUACGCAGCAGAGGCACAGCAGAGGUUUCAACGAGGAGCAGCAGCAGCAGCAAGGAGCCAUACUGCUCACCGUGCUCGAUCUCGGCCAUUGUUGCAGCAGCAGCAAGGGCAGCAGAUACAGGAGCAGCAGACGCUGCAGCAGCAGCAGCAGCAGUAGCAGAGGCAGCAGCCAAGGGGCAUCUGUCAAGACUGCGGAUGUGGGGUGUGCAGCUAAAGGCAGCAGCAGCAGCUCUGCGCCUUUGCAAACUUUUGCCAUCAGCAAAAGAGGAGUUGCUGGAGCUGCUGCGCAGUGGAUGCCUGCUGCAGCAGCAGCAGCAAAGAGGCUCCGAGGCUAGUGCUGCAGUUGUCUCGGCAGCAGCGCUGCUUCUUCGAAGCACCAGCAGCAGCAGCAGCAGCGGGGAGUCCCUGCUGCAGCCGGCGUCACUUUCUGAGGCGUCGCUGCUGGUUUGUCUUCUUUCACGUGCAGCCGCUGCUGCUGCUGCUGCUCCGGACGGAAGCAGCAGCAGCAGCAGCAGGGAGCAGCAGUCUUCGGCUGCUGCAGUGCGACAGCAGCUGGCUGCUGUGUCAGCUGUAUUCAUAUCUCUCUUUAGUUAG
This is a messenger RNA of Eimeria tenella, 17409 nucleotides long. RefSeq lists its product as uncharacterized. Bases 1 to 17409 code for a protein of 5802 amino acids. NCBI's taxonomy places the organism in Eukaryota, Apicomplexa, Conoidasida, Eucoccidiorida, Eimeriidae. Gene Ontology annotation, molecular function: transcription coregulator activity. The transcript has 18 exons. Gene Ontology annotation, cellular component: nucleus; SWI/SNF complex. Gene Ontology annotation, biological process: regulation of transcription by RNA polymerase II. The record is from RefSeq and is a predicted model, not a curated record.